Messenger RNA from Paramuricea clavata, 522 nucleotides. NCBI's taxonomy places the organism in Eukaryota, Metazoa, Cnidaria, Anthozoa, Malacalcyonacea, Plexauridae. The record is from the annotation of a GenBank genome assembly.
AAAAUCGACCCCCUCAGUUUGCCAUUCCAAGUGCAGUUUACGCUAUCUUGAACAAUGACUUCAAAAUUCAGAUUAUGGCAGUAGAUCCUGAAAAUCAAGACAUGACAUUUACCUUGCUAUCAAAUGGAACUUUGACCACAGCACAAAUCUCGAAACAAUUGCUUACAAUACCGAAUGUUAAAGAAAAUGGAACUGUUUAUGUACAAGUUGAAGAUGAGAUGGGAGCAAAGAACAUUUUAAUUCUUGAAGUGAAUGCCUUUGAAUGUCCAUGUGUGCACAAUGGUAAAUGUUAUCAAAACAAGUCCAUUACAUAUCCAGUUCAACCAUCAGAUUAUCUCUGUGAAUGUGAAGAUCCCUACACAGGUCAACGAUGUGAAAUACGUCCAAAUCCCUGUGAAGAACUACCAUGUUAUCCAGGUCUCAACUGUUCCACUGCUCAGAAUUCUGAAGGAUUUACUUGUGAAGAAUGUCCAACAUUGUUUCAAGGAGAUGGGAAACAGUGUGAACUAAAAGCAAAUGAAG